Messenger RNA from Daldinia caldariorum, 2210 nucleotides. Its product is annotated as putative MFS transporter. The record is from RefSeq and is a predicted model, not a curated record. Gene Ontology annotation, molecular function: transmembrane transporter activity. Bases 292 to 1995 code for a protein of 567 amino acids. Gene Ontology annotation, biological process: transmembrane transport. Lineage: Eukaryota; Fungi; Ascomycota; Sordariomycetes; Xylariales; Hypoxylaceae. The transcript has 9 exons.
GCUAGCAACAUUCUCGCAUUCUAUUACCCUCAUAUACGCCAUUUCCAUUAAAGUCUAAAAGGCUAUUCACAGCGAGCUCUGUACCAAAGAUGGUUUAUCCACCUUCCCAAUCGAGCGAGGAGAGUAACCUAAGGCCGAUCCCAGUUACGGUUCGUUGCCGAUAACACACCGUCGUAGACCGCUGGACAAAACGAUGGCCUAUCUUCAUAUGCAUGUCAGCACAGCACCCUCUCACUGCUUUACUCAACAUCAAUUUCUCCCUUUUCUUUACCAGUCCACACGCCGACCGCGAUGGAGAUAGCACCAAGCUCUUUGCCCGCCGAGGCAUCCGGCGCGGUUUCUGGCGUCGCGGAAACAGCAGACGACGAUCCGUCUAUUGGGCCAGGCAACGAUGGCUGGAAACCCACCAAACGCUUUCUCCUAGCUUUCAUGUCGCUGUUGACCAUCGUGUCGGCCGUAGCGAUUGAAUCGACCAGCUUGCCCACUGCGCUGCCGAUCAUGAGCGCGGAGCUAGGGGGGACUGCUUUGCAGGCGUUCUGGUCCGGGACGAGUUUCCUUCUGGCUUCGACGGUGAUCCAGCCUACUGUUGCUUCAAUGUCACAUAUCCUAGGCCGGAGAAUAAUGCUGUAUGUGAGCAGUGCUGGAUUCGUAGGCGGCUCGUUUAUUGCUGCACUUGCGGGGAACUUCAGUAUCGUGCUUGUUGGACGGACUAUUCAGGGAGCAGGAGGCGGAGGACUUAUCGUACUUUUGGAGAUUCUCAUAUCAGACCUUGUGCCUCUAGCACAUCGAGGUACUUGGUUCAGCAUCAACUCGGCCAUGUGGGGAAUCGGCACCGCUACCGGGCCCUUGAUCGGAGCUGGUUUUGCUCAGGAUGUUUCUUGGAGGUGGAUCUUCUGGAUCAACCUGCCUAUCGUUGGUGUCGGAAUGCUCCUGGUCACAUUAUUCUUGAAGCAAGCACAAAUACCCGGGCACAUUGUCGAAAAGCUGAAAAGGUUUGACUGGAUCGGCUCUGUGCUGUUCUCAGUUAGCUCCGCUUGCUUUCUGUUCGGUAUUACUACCGGAGGUGUUGCCUUUCCAUGGGCAUCUUACCAAGCUCUUCUACCUCUAAUUAUUGGGUUUUUGGGGAUCCUCUGCUUCGUUUAUUGGGAGUUCUCUUUCGCAACAGACCCUAUCGUAGACAAGCGCAUCUUCGAAACCUGGACGGCGAUCUCAGCUUAUAUCCAAACCAUGUUACACGGCCUGAUUUUAUAUGCUGCGAUAUAUUUUCUCACUCUAUUCUAUCAGGCUGUAAAGCUAUAUUCUCCAGUAACUUCGGCGAUCGCUCUACUUCCAGAGACAGUAGGCCUGUCUCUCUCAAGCGUUGCCGUGGGAGCUCUGACCGGCCUGACGAAACGAUACCGAUGGGCUCUCUGGGGGGGGUGGGUUUUAACCACCGCCGGCUCCGGCCUCUUAUACCUUUUGGGCACAGGCACCACGGCUACCCAAUGGGUAUUCCUGAAUAUCCCAUUCGGUAUCGGGGUCGGCAUGCUCUUCACGGCAGAAAUCCUAGCUAUCCAAGCUGCUACUAAACCCGAGCUUAACGGCGAAGCUGCCGGUUUCUUCUCCUUCAUCCGCAUAUUCGGCCAAGCCCUGGGCGUCGCUGUCUCUGGGGUCAUCUUCCAGAACUCAUUGAAGCAAAACCUUCUACGAAUCCCGGGAUUCGCAUCCCUAGCCGAUGAGUACUCGCGCGAUGCCACCGCGAUAGUCGCUCUGAUCCACGAUAUGGCCGACGGAGAUACCAAGACGCGGAUGAUUCAGGCAUUCUCGGAUGCGCUAAGUUCGAUAUGGCUGUCACUCAUAGCCUUCUCGGCUGCAGGCCUACUAUUAAGCGUGACGGUGAAAGGCUACUCGAUGGCACAGGAACACGUUACCGCACAACAUCUAGUUCAGGAGAAGGGCGAUACUGGGAGAGAGGAGGCUGGUACUAUGGGUACUGCCGAAACCAGGAAGUCUUGAGUAAAGGGUUUCUAGUAAUAUCUAUUGUAUUCUUUUCAGCCUAUAAGACAGGUACCUACGCAACCUUCUCAUAAGGACACAAGCUGAUCUGUGGCUUGACAUUGAAGCCGUUGGCGAGAGACUUAGAUUUAGCACAUCUGUGAUUAUCAUACAGCACAGUAUGAUCAGCCUACGGAGAACCUUUCUGUUGACUGCAUUAAAAACUGGUUUUACUA